UUAGAAGACAUAAAAUCUUCAUCACAAGUUAAAGUUCGCUCGGUUGGCGAUUUGAAGUUAUAAAAACUUCAUCAUUAACUAGAAACAAAACAGAAAAGUCAAAUACAAGAUGCGGCAACGUCUAUGGGGGCAACUGAUAUUGCCACAUCAAGUCGCAUAAAUGCUCCGCCUACAAUGGCACCGACGGAGAAGCCCAGAAAAUUUGCGGGUAUUGAAUUUAAACGAUGGUAGCAAAAGAUGUUCUUUUCCCUCACCACUUUGUAUCUCCAAUGGUUCACUAGCGAAGACGCUCCUAAGGUGCCCGAGGGAACCUCGGACAAAGAGCGUUUCGUAAUUGUAGAAGCUUGGAAACAUUCAGACUUCCUUUGCAGGAAUUAUAUUUUGAGUGGUCUCCAAGAUGACCUCUACAAUGUCUACAGUGGAACUAAGACAUCGAAGGAAUUGUGGAGGAUACUUGAACGAAAAUAUAAAAUAGAGGAUGCGGGAAUUAAGAAAUUCCUUGUUGCAUGGUUCCUGGACUUUAAAAUGAUAGAUAGAAAAUCAGUUUUCUCUAAAGUGCAAGAGUUGCAAGUUAUCAUACAUGAUCUCCUAGCCGAAGGUUUGAUUGUGAAUGUUGCAUUUCAAGUAGCAGCGAUAGUUGAGAAGCUACCACCUUUGUGGAAAGACUUCAAAAACUACUUGAAGUAUAAACGAAAGGUGAUACAAGAAUAACAAGAGGAACAUGAAAUCAAACACCAAAUCAGUCCACAAAUCACAAGAUCUGAGGACUAAGAUAGAGACCAUUCUUGGAUUCAACAAAUACAACAAGAAAAAGAUAUAAAAAGGUGUGUUUCAACACCAAAACAGCUACAAAACCUGAUGAACAAGAUGGACACAAGAUUUGGAUUCAACAAGAACAAAAGAGAACAAGAUACAAACACUUACAAAAUUGCAAGAAAGGUAAAGAUAGAUAGUGUGACAUAGAUUACUACAAUAACAAAGAAACUAAGUGUAAAUCCAACACUAAGACCCUUAAUACAUGAAAUAACAACACCAACACUUUUACGUGGACACAACAGGGACGUCAACCUCCCCAAGCACCUACGUUUCCAAUCCUUGAAUGCUACACAAGUGAAAUCCAUACUUGUAUCACCCUAGUUUCGGGUUGCGUGUCUUCUUUCCUUAGAGAGGAAAAUGUUUCAAGUAUUAUACACUCAUCAUAUUUACCAAAAUCUGAAAAUGAAACCUUACAUUACUCU
Capsicum annuum is the source of this 1238-nucleotide messenger RNA. RefSeq lists its product as uncharacterized. NCBI's taxonomy places the organism in Eukaryota, Viridiplantae, Streptophyta, Magnoliopsida, Solanales, Solanaceae. The record is from RefSeq and is a predicted model, not a curated record. The coding region runs from base 238 to 711 and encodes 157 amino acids. The transcript is spliced from 2 exons.